UCACUGCUUUGAUAGAAGUUCUAGAUUAAGAUUAUUACACUACAGGUAUGUUUCUAUGUUUUCUAAUAUUUCUUAACAACAAAAAAAGGGGGACAGAGAAGAUCCUGCAGAACAGUGGACAGGAAGAAAACUAUUAAUUAGUUUUUGUGGUGUUUUUUGAUUGUUUGAUUGUUUGUUUGUUUGUUUGUCUCCGCUUUAAAAUUAACCUCAUUGUGUCCACACUGUCACUUUUUAAACCAAAGCUAUGAAGACUUCGACGCUGGACCGAAUAACGGGAUUAAGCAUCAGGUGUGUGUGUGCGCUCGCGCUCGCCACAGCCUCUUGUUGCUUUGUCUCCGCUCCGAGGGCGAUGCUGAGCGCUGUGUCGCCGAUUGAAUCCCGGAGCGCGCUUCCGGGCGGCCUAGCCGAGAUCAAUACCGAGUGCUGGGACGCGGCGUCGCUCGCGCUAAUUGAGGCGCGGAAGAUGCGCGCGGUCGACGGCGUGGCGGCGCUCUGGGACGUAAUGACGCGCCUGCACGCGUCCCCGCAGCCCCGGCACCAGGAGCUAUUCAUGAAGCUCGCGCAGGCUUUCUGGGAGCGCUACGUGGACUGUGUGAUGUCGCGCGCGCAUGGACUGGGUAGGAGAAGGUCAGCUGUCUCUGGAGGAGACCGUCAACAUUCAUUCUGAUGUCCAAUGUCUGUGUUUUAUGUAACUAAAAACUGGGUAAAUAAAUGUAUUAUUAUUUAGA
This is a messenger RNA of Ictalurus furcatus (blue catfish), 728 nucleotides long. RefSeq names its product protein FAM237B-like. The transcript has a single exon. The record is from RefSeq and is a predicted model, not a curated record. Bases 245 to 667 code for a protein of 140 amino acids. NCBI's taxonomy places the organism in Eukaryota, Metazoa, Chordata, Actinopteri, Siluriformes, Ictaluridae.